AUGCCGGACAGCGUGUUGACGGAGAAAACUGAACGUGAGUGCAGCGCGUUUAUUGACGAACGGGGAUACAUCACUUCGCCACUGUCCGCGGAAGAAGAAAACUACCCGAUUGCGUAUUCGAUUGUGGCCUACGAAAAGGCCGGAGAAGUCGAGCGCCUUUUGCGCUCCAUCUAUCGCCCGCAGAAUGUCUACUGCAUCCACGCGGAUAAAAAAUCAGAAAAGUCAUUUUACGAAGCUUUGGAAGGCCUGGCCAGCUGUUUUCCGAAUGUGAUUUUAGCGUCGAAAAGAGAAACCGUCGUUUACGCGCAUUAUUCUAGACUGCAGGCAGAUUUCAACUGCAUGGAAGAUUUACUAAACUUCCCUGUCAACUGGAAAUACCACAUUAAUUUAUGCGGCACGGACUUUCCUCUGAAGACAAACGCAGAGAUCGUCCGCUAUUUGCAGUUCAUCGAGCCAUCUAAUGAAAUUGAAAGCUGGCCGAUGAGCAAGAUGAAGAAAGACCGAAUUGCAUUCGCGCACAAUCUGGUCGACGGGAGAAAACUCUAUAUUUCAAAGAAAAAAGGAGACGCGAAAUCGCCACCUCCGCAUGAAGUUCCAGAGUUCGCAGGCUCCGCGUACAACAUUCUAUCACGUGCCUUCGUUGAUUACGUCAUGACUGACGAGAAAAUACAGGAUUUGAAAGAAUGGUCGAAAGAUGUGUUUUCCCCCGACGAGUUCUUCUGGGCUGCUUUAGGUCGCUUCCCACUGGCUCCCGGCAGCAUUCCACCAACCGGAAUUUUCAACAAGAAUGAGUUUCAAUCCUUGGCGCGGCUGACAAAAUGGCAAACGCACGUAAAAAAUGGCCAGUAUCCGAGAUGCCAUGGAGAGUACAGACACGAUGUUUGCGUCUACGGAGCUGGAGACUUGUCUUGGUUGCUGGAGCAGAAGCAUCUCUUCGCGAAUAAAUUCAGCGCGUGGACGGAUGAAUUAGCUCUUCAGUGCUUGGAAAAGAUUCUUCGUGAAAGGGAAAUCAAAAACAGCCAAGAUGUUUGA
Oikopleura dioica is the source of this 1032-nucleotide messenger RNA. The record is from the annotation of a GenBank genome assembly. Lineage: Eukaryota; Metazoa; Chordata; Appendicularia; Copelata; Oikopleuridae.